GGGGCUCCUGGAGGAUUCCAGUGACGGCCCUGGGACUGUGUGCCCUCUGGGUCCUCAGCGGCCCUGCUCCACGUUAGGUUAAUUACGGCUGGGCCGCUCGGUUCUCCAGGUACUUCUAAUACUGCUUCUUUCAUUCAUGUUUGUUAAACAGAGGUUCUUUUGUACCCGUCGAAAGGGUGAGAGAGCUGGGGGUGUUCGGGCUGGAGGAGGCUCCGAGGAGACCUCAGAGCACCUUCCAGUGCUCUAGGAGAGUGCUGGAAAGUGCUACAAGAGGGCUGGAGAAGGACUUGUUACAAGGGCACGUAGUGACAGAACAAGGAUGGAUGGAUUUAAACUGACACAGGGAGGGUGUAAUUUUGAUACUAGGAGGAAAUUCUUCCCUGUGAGGUUGGUGAGGCACAGGAACAGGUUGCCCAGAGAAGCUGUGGCUGCCCCAUCCCUGGAAGUGUUGAAGGCCAGGUUGGAUGGGGCUUUGAGCAGCCUGGUCUAGUGAAAGGUGUCCCUGCCCACGGCAGGGUUGGAACUGUGCGAUCUUUAAGGUCCUUUCGAUUUCAUUCUGUUACAGAAUUAAAACGUUAUUUCGAAUGAAACUGGUAUCUUAUGAUUGCCGUUCUUUUGUGAGAAAUUAGACGUGUGCCAUCGCUUCACUAGAGAGUCACUUGAAAAAAAAAAAAAGAUGAAGCCUCGGGCUAGAAAAACUGCAGACCAGUGGUGGCUCAGCGCAUGCGCUGUGGUGCUGCCCGUUGUCCGCUGUGACUACAUUCCCCAGCGUGCUCCGCGGCGCCUCCGCGCAUGCUCCCUGCGCCGUGGAGAGACCCGCGGCGAUCCCGGUCGGUGGACAUGGAGGAGGGCGCGGAGAGCGGGGUGUCGGGGCCGUCGGGCGGGGACGGAGCGGGAGCAGGAACGGGAACGGGAGCAGGCGCAGGCCUGGCCCCGGCCGAUGAGGACCGGGACAUGGAGGGGGCCCCCAGCUGUUCGGGGUCGCGCUCCGUCCCUUUCGAGUUUCAGCGGAGCCGUUCGGAGUCCACCGGCGACGAGGACGACGACGACGACGAAGACGACGAGGAGGAGGAAGAGGAGCUGGAGGGGGACGCCGGGGCUCGAUUCGGGACGGAUGACGGGGAGCACGACUCAGACGACGACCGGGAGCGGAUGAUAAACCUCGCAGAGUUGACCCCUUACAUCCUGUGUUCCAUUUGCAAAGGUUACUUUAUUGAUGCUACAACUAUUACAGAAUGUCUGCACACCUUUUGUAAAAGCUGCAUCGUGAGACACUUCUACUAUAGCAACAGAUGUCCAAAAUGCAAUAUUGUUGUACAUCAGACACAGCCCCUUUAUAAUAUCAGACUGGACCGGCAACUGCAAGACAUAGUCUAUAAAUUAGUUGUCAAUCUUGAGGAAAGAGAGAAAAAACAAAUGCAUGACUUCUAUAAAGAAAGAGGAUUAGAAGUGCCCAAACCAGCUGUCCCACAGCCGGUUCCAACGAGCAGAGGAAGACCUCGGAAGGUUCUGGGCUCAGUGUUCCGGAUUCCACCGGAACUUGACAUCUCCAUACUUCUGGAGUUUAUUGGAGCUAACGAAGGCACAGGGAAUUUUAAGCCUUUGGAAAAGAAGUUUGUGCGUGUUUCCGGGGAGGCAACAAUUGGACAUGUGGAGAAAUUCCUCAGAAGAAAAAUGGAUCUGGACCCUGCUUGUCAGGUGGACAUAAUAUGUGGUGAUCACCUGCUAGAGCACUACCAGACACUGAGGGAAAUUCGUCAAGUCAUAGGAGAGAGCGCGGUGCAGGAUGGUUUACUUGUACUGCACUAUGGCCUGGUGGUAUCUCCGCUAACUUAAGGAUUGCUGGAAUAUUACAAGGCAAAAGAAUCUGAAGUCAUGGCGCUUCUUCGCUGCUGUUUCUCACCAAAGAAGCCAUCGUAUUUCCUGUGGCAGGAAGCAAGUUAAAGGAACUACCACUAACUGCUGUGUGAUUGUAAUGUAACAUCUGACUUUACCACUGUAAAAAAAUUGCAGCUUCUGUAAGUACAGCUGUAGAUGUUGCUAUGCUUCACGUUACAAAUUACUGUCUUCAGAUUUCACUCAGCUCAGGGAAUUUAAAUGCUCAGAGUAGCUGCAUUUUUUUUACUUUCUAAAACCACAAGAUUUCACAGGGUUAACAGCCUUUUUUUCCUCUUAAGCUCUGAGAUAUCUCUUGCUUUCUAAGUGUCUAGCUAGAACAGUGCUCUCAGGGAUGAUCUUCAGUGAGCAGUAUAGUGUAUUUUGGGGAGGAGACAGUCAGUUGCCUAAAAAAAUGUGUACUGUGAUCAUCUGUCUUCAGGUAUGAUUUGGGGAGAGGAAGGAAACUAGAAAUGCAGACCAAAAUAGGUAGAAAACGAUGCAGCAUAAGCAUUGGUUUUUUUGAGAAGUAGCAUUAAAUUUAGUUGUUUUUCUUGAAGAAAGACAAUUUUGUUUGCACUGGAAAUAUAUUUGCUGGUAGUUUGGCUUAUACCAAAUGGUGGAUCAUGCAUCUCUAGUCUUAAUGGAGAUGGGCUGGCUAUAAGCUGGUUAAACUAUGCAUGAAAAAAAAAGUAGCACCUCUUUCUACCUGCUUGCUGUAUAUAAAGUAAUCACUGUCAGCCUGAUUCUGCUAUCAUGAAUCUGUCAACUGGCUUGACUGUCAGGAGCAUAAAUCCAUUCACUUUAGCACAUACCUCUCUAGCAGCUGUGAAAAUGGUCGCUUUUUCCACUCUUUAUGUUAUUUAGUGCAUUGCAGUGGAAACCAGGGCUGAGUAACAUAAUACUUGCCUAUUACUACCAGAUUCACAGAGGAUUUUAGGUAACUUUAACAUACUAAAAUACUGUGGUUUGUGACAAGUCUAAUACUUCAAAUUUUCUUCUGUUGUAAGAUUUCCAUGUUUUCUUGUGCAGCAUUAUGGACCAGAGUGCUCUGUGUGUUAUGGUCUUGCUGGUCAUCAGUGUGGGGAUCCAUGAAAGCUACCAGGAGGCACCAGGCUCCCUCCUUCCCUGUAGUCUAUGUAGGGAAAAGGAGUCUCAAACCUCCAUUGUAGCAGAGAAGCAGGUGGACUCAGAGCCCUGCAAGGCAGUUAGUCAAGGGUCUGUUGAAGAUAAAGGUUGGAAGCAGGUCAUGGCACCUACCAGGAGGAAGGUUGUUCCUUCUUCUGAAAACUUAACAAGUAGGACUGACACCUUCUACAACAGGUGUGAGGCCCUGGAACUAGAAGACCAGACAGGUGAUGAGGUAGGCAAAGGUCCUUCUGGGACUCAAGGGUGCACCACCUGUACCCCACAUCACAAGCACCUCUGUUUAGAGGAGAAGAAGGGUAGUUGGUGGUUGUAGUGAGAGACUCCCUUCUAAGGGGAGCAGAGGGCCUGAUAUGCAGACCAGACCCAACUCACAGGGAAGUCUGCUGUGUCCCAGGGUCUCAGGUAAGGGACAUUACUGGAAAACUCUCCAGUCUGGUAAGCGCCUCUGAUUACUACCCACUAUUGGUUGUUAAGCCAGCAGCAACAAAAUAACAAAGAGAAGUCCAAGGGCAAUCUAAAGAGACUUCAGGGCCUUGGGGCAAUUGGCAGUGGGAUCAGGAGCACAGGCAGUAAUUUCCUUAAUCCUUCCAGUAACAAAGAAUAAUACUGAGAGGAAUAGGUAAAUCCAUCAGGUCAAUGUGUGGCUCAGAAUCUGGUGUAAGUGGAAAAAUACGGGGUUUUUUGACCAUGAGAUAAUCUAUUCAACACCUGGUCUACUGACACCUGAUGGGACGUACCUUUCUCAGGGGGGAAAAAGAGUUCUAGCACAGGAGCUGGUAGGCCUUGUUGAUAGAGCUUUAAGCCAGCUUGGAAGGGGGAAAGGGGCAAAACCAGGUUUGCCAGUAAUGAGGGAUAGGAUGUGGUGUGCCAAAACUAGAGGAAAGGAACACUAAUGGGAUCCCUGAAUCUGCUUCACGAGUUAUUGGGUACAGUGUACAACACCUGAAAUGUUUCUACACCAGUGCACGCAGCACGAGGAACAAACAAUAGGAGCUCAAAGCUUUGGCCCUUUCCCAGAGAUCUGAUAUCAAUGGCAUUAAUGAAACCUGGUGGGAUGAGUUCUGUGACUGGAGUGCCCUCUUGGAUGAUUACAGGCUUUUUGGGGGACAGGCAGAGCAGAAGAGGCAAGGGCUAUCCCUCCAUCCUUUCCAUAGCUGUAUGUGAAGGGUUGGAAAGUAUGGAGCUCACAGUUGGCAAUAGCACAGUUGAGAGCCUGUGGGUAGGAAUCAAGGGGCAAACAAAAUGCAGAUGUCACAGUGGGAGUCUGCUGUAGACUCCCAGCAAGGACAAUGGCACUGACAAAUUAUUCUUUGAGGAACUAAGGGACAAUUCCAAGGCAACUCCCCUUGUCCUUAUGGGGUACUUCACCUUGCCAAAAAUCAACUGAGGGCAUCACACAGCUGGUACAACCUGGGCCAGAAGAUUCUUAAAAAAACUGGAUGACAGCUUUAUGGAACAGGUCCUAAGGGAGCCGACUUGGAAAGAUGCCCUCCUUGAUCUGCUGCUUGUCAACAAAGUGGAUCUCGUGAGCAAAGUGGAGAUCAGUGACCGUCUUGGCCACAGUGACCAUGAAGGGAUCGAGUUUAAAAUCUCUGUUGACAGGAGGAAAAGUGCCAGCAAGACUUUGGCUCUGGACAUGGGGAGAGCAGACUUCAGGCUGCUCAGGGAACUAAUAAGUAAAGUCCCCUGGGAAAAUGGUUUUCCAGAUCCUAGGAUUCAUCAGUGCUGGUCUCAAAGGAAUACUAAGUAAGUUUCCUGACAACACUAAGUUGGGAGGAGCUGUCAACUCCCCUGAGGGCAGAAAGGUCCUGCAGAGAGACCUUGACAAAUUAGAGAUGGGCAAUCGCCAGCUGUAUGAAGUUUCACAAGUGCAAAUGGAGACUCUGCACCUGGGAUGGAACAACCCUGGCUAUGUGUACAGACUGGGGAAUGGGAGUCUGGAGAGCAGUGCUGCAGAAAGGGACCUGGGGGUCCUGAUCGGUGGCAGCUUGAAUAUGAGUCAGCAGUGCCCUGGCAGCCAGGAGGGCCAACCAUGUCCUGGGGGGGCAUCAGGCAAAGCAUCACCAGCCAGUCGAGGGAGGGGAUUGUCCUGCUCUGCUCUGCAGUGGGGUGGCCUCACCUUGAAUACUGUGUGCAGUUUUGGGCACCACAAUAUUAAAAAGACAUUAAGCUAUUAGAGAGUGUCCAAAGGAGGGGCACAAGGAUGGUGAAGGAUCUGGAGGGGAAGCUGUACGAGGAGUAGCUGAGGUCACUUGGUUUGUUCAGCCUGAGGAAGAGGAGACUGAGGGGAGACCUCACUGGGGUCUUCAAAAUCCUUACGAGGGGAAGCAGAGGGACAGGCACUGAUCUCUUCACUCUCAUGAUCAGUGGCAGGACUCAUGGAAAUAGUUGAGUCUGUGUAUUGUUUAGUUUGGAUAUUGGGAAAAGGUUUUUCACCCAGAGGGUGGUUGGGCACUGGAACAGGCUCCCCAGGGAAGUGGUCACAGCACCAAGCCUGACAGAGUUCAAGAAGCAUUUGGACAAUGCUCUUGGGCACAUGGUGUGACUCCUGGGGUGUCCUGUGCAGGGCCAAGAGUUGGACUUAAUGAUCCUGAUGGAUCCCUUACAACUCAAUGUAUUCUGAUUCCUCAUGUUGAGGUGAAACUUGUGGUUUAGUUUAUGGCCAUUGCUCCUUGUCCUGUCGCUGGGCACCACUGAAAAGAGCCUGGCACCAUUCUCUUGGCACCUGCCUUUGAGAUAUUUAUAUGCAAUGAUGAGAUCCCCUCUCAGUUUUCUCUAGACUGAACAGGCCCAGCUCCCACAGUCUCUCCUCCUGAGAGGGAUGCUCCAGACACCUAAUGAUCUUUGUGGCCUCUACUGGGCCCUCUCCAGCAGCUCCUUGUCCUUUUUGUAUGGAAGAGCCCAGAACUGGACACAGCACUCCUGAUGUGGCCUCACUAGGGCCAAGUAGAGGGGGAGGAUCAGCUCCCUUGACCUGCUGACCACAUUCUUCCUGAUGCACCCCAGGAUACAAUUGGCCCUCCUGGCCACAAGGGUACAGUGAUGGCUCAAAUAUCAGCUCCAAUGCCUUUGCUCACUGUCAGACUAGGAGGACUGUCAUCCUUUGUCUAAAGAAAGCUUUCAUGAAUCCUCCUGCAGGUCUUUACAAUAAACAUUGAGUUCUGUCUGUGAAGAUGGCACCAAGAAAAAAAAAGUCUUAUUUGAAGUAAUUCUUGUGAAAUACUUCUAAAAAUGUAACAAAAAAAAAGGUUUAGCUACAAACUCCUAUUUUACCUUUAAAGUUUGUAUAAAAGUAGUGUUUAAAAUGCAGCAGAAAUGAGAUUAUUUUGUAAACACUUUGUGAGUUGUGUUGAUAAAAAAUUAUAUAUUGUAACAGUAAAAUAAACUUU
Messenger RNA from Myiozetetes cayanensis, 6413 nucleotides. RefSeq names its product polycomb group ring finger 6 (gene PCGF6). NCBI's taxonomy places the organism in Eukaryota, Metazoa, Chordata, Aves, Passeriformes, Tyrannidae. The record is from RefSeq and is a predicted model, not a curated record. The coding region runs from base 793 to 1836 and encodes 347 amino acids. Gene Ontology annotation, biological process: regulation of transcription by RNA polymerase II. Gene Ontology annotation, cellular component: PRC1 complex. The transcript has 10 exons.